Cyprinodon variegatus (sheepshead minnow) is the source of this 895-nucleotide messenger RNA. RefSeq names its product galactose-specific lectin nattectin-like. Gene Ontology annotation, molecular function: signaling receptor activity. The record is from RefSeq and is a predicted model, not a curated record. The transcript is spliced from 7 exons. Bases 132 to 647 code for a protein of 171 amino acids. Lineage: Eukaryota; Metazoa; Chordata; Actinopteri; Cyprinodontiformes; Cyprinodontidae.
GAUGACGAAAAGGUUGGUAGCUCUAUAAGAAGCCUGGGAUGGCACAUUGAGCCCUAGGUGGUCCUGGCAGACGAAGAAAACAAACCAUUCUGAAUCAGCUUGUAUAUCUCCAUCAUCUCAUCACUUCCAUCAUGAAGUUGCUGGUUUUGUGUGUCCUGGUUUUCUCUGAGAUGGCAUGGGCCGGAGCUGAUCCUGUUCCAGAUGAUGGCUCUGCUGAUGAAGAAUCAAUGGACUUGAUCCAGAGAUCUGCUUCUUGUCCUUCUGGCUGGUCUGAGUACAACGGUAACUGCUACCACUAUGUUUCCUUGCCCAUGAAUUGGGCUUCAGCUGAGAAGAACUGCAUGUCCAUGGGGGGACACCUGGCAUCAGUUCAUAACCUAAGGGAGUACCAUCAGAUUCAGAAUGUAAUAAAAAUGGCAAGUUAUGGGUCCAACUCAGCAUGGAUUGGAGGCUAUAACGCACAGAAGACAAGCCUUUGGUUUUGGAGCGAUGGAAGCGAAUUCCACUACACAAACUGGUGUCCAGGAGAGCCUAACAAUGUGCAAGGCAACCAGCACUGUUUGGAGAUGAACUAUUAUGCUGCAAAGUGCUGGGUUGACUUCCAAUGUUGUGCUCGUCGCCCAUCUGUCUGUGCCAAGAAAGUCUGAGCAGUCCGAGAGGAAGCCUUUUUCUGGUAUAAAUUAGCUUAAACCAGAACCGGUGGAGGAUGCUAUAUUGUCUUUCAGUUAUUCUGCCACAUAGAAAUCCUAUUUUCUAAAAGCUUCUUCUAUUUACUUCAUAUAAUUACAUAUAAAACAAAAGGUAGAUUCGAGCAGAGUGAAUGUUUUAUAAAUGAUUAUUUGAGUAAAACCUUUUUCUUUCCUUUAGCCUUGCAUUAAAUAAACUUUUGAAGCAU